UUUAUCAUUCCAGUGGAACUCAGAGAGGCUUGCAGAUAAGUGUCCCUCUCGCGGGAAUUGUUGCAUUGUCGCUUUGCAUCCACAAGGAACAGUCAAAUAGUGUUCAUUUUAGUUUUAUCAGUUGGAAAAAUAAUUGUAAGUGGAAUUGAAAUUUAACAAAAUUGCGAAAAUGGGUAAUGAUUCUGGACGUUUUAUCGAAAUGAACAAUAGCGGAAAUUAUGUAAUGUCAGCUGUGGGCAAUCGGAACUGCUAUUACAAUGACCUGUGCAUGGUUGAAAGCGAGUACUUUGACUAUAUGUACACCACCGGCAUCUUUCCGGACACAAGCCAGUGGAUUCUUAUUGCAGCUUACAUUGUCGUGUUUCUGGUCGGACUUGUGGGCAAUGUGCUGGUAUGUUGCGUGAUAUGGAAGAACCGCAGCAUGAGGACUGUGACCAACAUAUUCAUAGUAAACCUCUCCAUUGCGGAUAUUGCCGUUAUAGUCAUGUGUUUGCCGCUCACUUUGCUGGUUGAUAUAACCGAAACGUGGUUUUUAGGCACAGUUAUGUGUAAGAUUAACCAGUUUACCAUGACGAUAUCCAUCGCAGUCUCUGUGCUCACGCUGACAGCCAUUUCUGUGGAACGCUGGUACGCCAUUUGUCAUCCUCUCAGUUUCCAUAGCACCGUUCGGCGAGCACGUGUUAUCAUUUUCGGCAUUUGGCUACUGUCCUCGUGCGUUGCAUUGCCCGAAACAAUCGCUGCGGAGGAGGUGCGUCAAUGGCACGAAUAUGUAUUAUUUGCCGCCUGCUAUCCUGUGAAAUUGGGGCUAACUGGUUUAAUGAUUUGGCAAUUCUGCCUGAUCAUCGGGUUGUACGUGUUGCCGAUCUGCCUGAUGGGAUUCACAUACACCCAUAUUGCAUACGUACUCUACACUGGCGGAGUACCGGGAGAACCAAGAACACAAGGGCCAAUGUUAGGCAGUUCUAGAAACGAAAAUGAGGCUCAGUUAGAUGCAAGAAAAAAAGCCGCGAAAAUGUUAUUUGCAAUUGUUCUUCUAUUUGCGCUGUGCUUUUUACCUAAUCAUCUGUUGAAUAUAUUGCGGUAUGCUGGUGUAUUGAAUGAUGUGGAGAACGUCAAAACAUUCGCUCUUGUUGCCCAUCUUGCUAUAUUUCUUAACAGCUGUCUGAAUCCAAUCAUUUAUAACUUCAUGAGUGACAAGUUCCGGAAGGCAUUCCGUCAGGUUGUGAUGACCUGUCUCCAUUGUCGCUGCAAGAAGGCCAGGGAAACGUGUGGGGUUAACGAUGGUUAUAAGGUCACCUUCAAAAGUAUGCCCACCAUAAAUUCUAACCUUAAUUCCAGGAGUCGAGAUACAGCCACAAAACAGUCCACGUAUUCAGGAGUAUAAUCGUUUUGAGGCGAACAGCAGCUGACUGUUUAUCCUUUUAGACCCACAUUAAUUUUACUGUUUAUAUUUUGGUACGACUAAGUUAUUAACGUUUGUCGCACCAUCUCUACUUUUCUUGUACUUUUAUGUUACAAUUUUACUCAAACAGGAUAAAGGAGUUUCAGUAUAAGCUCGUUAUCUUUUUCGGGAUGCACCAAAUGCUAUAUUUUACGAGUGGCGUAGCUACAAGUCAAACAUGUAAUUUUGGAGUUCACGAGGUGAAAUGCAUUGCGAUCUUCCACUUAAACUGGCAUUUCUUUCUUUAGAUAAGAUCCCUUUAAAUGUUUAAAAUUACAUUUUAUUGUAGUUUAACUCGGCAAACUGUAUGCGAACGAAAGUCAAUUUGGAAAUGACUUCGGUGAAAUGUGUUCCACUCGUGCAAGCCGAUGAUUGAUUUAAAAUGAUAGCGUGCUAAAAUUUCAAAACAGUGAUUUUUUUUCACUGCUUUAUUCAGUGUAAUAUCAUUUUUAUUCUAAAAUGUCUAUAAACCAUCGAAAAGCAUAAAUGCACAUUUCAUGUCACCUGUUUACCAUUGGCAUGAUGUCAGGAACCGUUUUUAUUACCACUAUACUAUUGUGUGUAUGAUUCAUUAAAAGUUAUUCUGUGAAUUUAAAAUAAUAAAAAAAUAGAAAUGGCUAUUGUUUUCUCAGCUUUAUG
Messenger RNA from Mya arenaria, 2080 nucleotides. RefSeq names its product orexin receptor type 2-like. The transcript is spliced from 6 exons. The coding region runs from base 170 to 1384 and encodes 404 amino acids. NCBI's taxonomy places the organism in Eukaryota, Metazoa, Mollusca, Bivalvia, Myida, Myidae. Gene Ontology annotation, cellular component: membrane. The record is from RefSeq and is a predicted model, not a curated record. Gene Ontology annotation, biological process: G protein-coupled receptor signaling pathway. Gene Ontology annotation, molecular function: neuropeptide Y receptor activity.